AUGACAGGUUUCCAGAUCAAGCCUUUCACAUCACUGCGCUUCCUGUCAGAGCCUUCCGAUGCCGUCACCAUGCGGGGAGGAAAUGUCCUUCUAAACUGCUCUGCUGAGUCUGACCGAGGAGUCCCGGUUAUCAAGUGGAAGAAAGAUGGUGUCCACCUGGCCUUGGGAAUGGAUGAAAGGAAGCAGCAACUUCCAAAUGGCUCUCUGUUGAUACAAAACAUAUUUCACUCCAGGCACCAUAAGCCAGAUGAGGGACUUUACCAAUGUGAGGCAUCUUUAGGAGAUUCUGGGUCAAUUAUUAGUCGGACAGCAAAAGUUGCAGUAGCAGGACCACUGAGGUUCCUAUCCCAGACAGACUCUGUCACAGCCUUUAUGGGAGACACAGUGCUACUCAAGUGUGAAGUCAUUGGGGAGCCUAUGACAACAAUACACUGGCAGAAAAACCAACAAGACAUGACUCCUAUCCCGGGAGACUCCCGAGUGGUGGUCUUGCCCUCUGGAGCCUUGCAGAUCAGCAGACUUCAACCGGGGGACAUUGGAAUCUAUCGAUGCUUAGCUCGGAAUCCAGCCAGCUCAAGAACAGGAAAUGAAGCAGAAGUCAGAAUUCUGUCAGACCCAGGGCUGCAUAGGCAGCUAUAUUUUCUGCAAAGACCAUCCAAUGUGGUAGCCAUUGAAGGAAAAGAUGCCAUCCUGGAGUGUUGUGUUUCUGGCUAUCCUCCCCCGAGUUUUACCUGGUUACGGGGAGAAGAAGUCAUCCAACUCAGGUCCAAAAAGUAUUCCUUAUUGGGUGGAAGCAACUUGCUUAUCUCCAAUGUGACAGAUGAUGAUAGUGGAACCUACACCUGCAUUGUUACAUAUAAAAAUGAGAAUAUUAGUGCCUCUGCAGAACUCACAGUCUUGGGUAAGUCAAUGGCUCGAGAUUAG
Messenger RNA from Leptonychotes weddellii (Weddell seal), 924 nucleotides. The record is from RefSeq and is a predicted model, not a curated record. Lineage: Eukaryota; Metazoa; Chordata; Mammalia; Carnivora; Phocidae.